AUGACCGUGGAUCCACAGGCAGCGGCACAGCGGCCCACUGCGAAGCCGGCACUGGAGUUCAACCAUGAGUACGUCCUGGGCGAGCCAGAGACCACGGACUGCCCUGCAGGUGGUCAGCCCGUCGAAUCUGCAGACGAGUGCGGCGUCGCGGCCAAGAAGCUGGGAAAGAUGUACCUGGGAGAGCAGAACCCCGCAGAGAUGGAUCCCAAAGGCCCGGGAGGAAGACGACUGCACCGGGUGAUCCAGGCGUUGGGCGCUUUGGAUCAGCGGCUUUUGGCCCCCAACGAGGCUGUUGGGCGGCGUCCUUCAGGCAGCUGUCCUUAA
Molecule: messenger RNA, 324 nt
Organism: Durusdinium trenchii
Lineage: Eukaryota; Dinophyceae; Suessiales; Symbiodiniaceae
Source: the annotation of a GenBank genome assembly